AUCGAUAAGAUCGAAGACAUCUGAGAAGCUAUUUUGGUUUCCCAAAGUGACCACGAGGAAGAGGAAGAAGAAGAGGAAGAGAUCGAAUCGAAGCACCAUGGCGGCUUUCGCGAGCUCCUCCCUCCUCGCCCCCACCGAUCUCCGCCUCCCUUCCCUCUCUGGUCGGUUCUUGGAUUCCACGGAGAAAUCGUUUGUUGUUUGUAGGCGCGGGAGUUUGGCUGUGAGGCCGAUUCGAUCGAGGAGAUGUCAGAGCCAAGUUGUUGUUCGAGCUGCUGUUGGUGGGGAUUCAGGGCGAUCAGGAAGCGCUAGUAUCUUCGUUAGUGGCUUUGUGUUAGGAGGAUUAAUAGUUGGGGCACUUGGUUGCAUAUAUGCUCCUCAGAUUAGCAAGGCACUUGCUGGAGCUGAUAGAAAAGAUUUGAUGAGGAAGUUGCCAAAAUUUAUCUAUGAUGAGGAAAAGGCGCUUGAGAGAACAAGGAAGAUCCUUGCAGAAAAAAUAGAGCAAUUGAAUUCGGCCAUUGAUGAUGUUUCGGCCCAGCUUCGAGCAGAUGAAGCUCCAAAUGGAACAGCUGUGGCAGCUGAUGAAAUUGAAGCUGCAACAUGAGUAUGAUAAAAGCAUGAAUUUUCAAUCGUGCCAUAGUUUGGGAUGUUGUUACGGCUCUGUUUUCUUUUGUAUGCGCUGAAUAAAUGUCAGAUGUAUAGGAAUCUUGUUGAUGCUAGUCUUUUUGAUGGAACAUGCUUAUCAUGACACCUUGGAUAUCAGGCAUUAAAAGUUUAAUCCUCUUGAUAUAAAUUGUCGUCUAACUUUUUGAUUCA
This is a messenger RNA of Dioscorea cayenensis subsp. rotundata (Guinea yam), 813 nucleotides long. RefSeq lists its product as uncharacterized. NCBI's taxonomy places the organism in Eukaryota, Viridiplantae, Streptophyta, Magnoliopsida, Dioscoreales, Dioscoreaceae. The record is from RefSeq and is a predicted model, not a curated record. Gene Ontology annotation, cellular component: chloroplast thylakoid membrane; chloroplast inner membrane. The coding region runs from base 98 to 601 and encodes 167 amino acids. The transcript is spliced from 5 exons.